Lathyrus oleraceus (garden pea) is the source of this 1197-nucleotide messenger RNA. RefSeq names its product aldehyde dehydrogenase family 3 member H1-like. The record is from RefSeq and is a predicted model, not a curated record. Gene Ontology annotation, cellular component: cytoplasm. Gene Ontology annotation, biological process: aldehyde metabolic process. Gene Ontology annotation, molecular function: aldehyde dehydrogenase (NAD+) activity. NCBI's taxonomy places the organism in Eukaryota, Viridiplantae, Streptophyta, Magnoliopsida, Fabales, Fabaceae. Bases 7 to 750 code for a protein of 247 amino acids. The transcript is spliced from 7 exons.
AAAAAGAUGGUGUUUGACGGAGAAGCCGCGUCGUCGCUGGUGAAGGAACUGAGGGUGAGUUUCAGUUCCGGUAAGACGCGAAGUUACGAAUGGAGAAUAUCGCAGGUGAAGGCUCUUUUGAAAAUGAUGGCUGAACGAGAGGAUGAAAUCGUUGAUGCUCUUCGUUCUGACCUUGCUAAACCGCCACUCGAAACGGUCGUCUACGAGAUUGGUAUGUUUAAAAACUCAUGUGAACUCGUGCUCAGGGAAUUGAAACAAUGGAUGACACCAGAAAAGGCUAAAACUUCAAUCACAACUUUUCCGUCUUCGGCUGAAAUCAUACCUGAACCACUUGGUGUUGUGUUAGUCAUCUCCGCGUGGAACUAUCCAUUUUUGUUGUCCCUUGAUCCAGUUGUCGGAGCUAUAGCAGCUGGUAAUGCUGUGGUUCUAAAACCAUCAGAAAUUGCUCCGGCUUCAUCUUCACUGCUGGCGAAAUUGUUAGGGGAGUACUUGGAUAACUCGUCUAUAAGAGUUGUGGAAGGAGCGGUGGAUGAAACUACUGCCUUGUUGCAACAAAAGUGGGACAAAAUUUUCUACACAGGUAAUGGAAAAGUGGGACGGAUAGUGAUGGCUGCUGCUGCAAAACACCUUACACCAGUUGUUCUUGAACUUGGAGGAAAAUCUCCAACUGUUGUUGAUUCAAAUGUCUAUUUAGAGGUAUUGAGUAAGGCCGAGUUUGUGUUGAUUAGUUUGAGUUUAUCUAUUGACUAAAACCGUGUUUGUAUUCACAAGGUUGCUGCAAGACGGAUCAUUUCUGGCAAAUGGGGCUGUAACAAUGGACAAGCCUGCAUUUCUCCUGAUUAUCUUAUAACAACAAAAGAAUUUGCUCCGAAAUUGGUAGACGCGUUAAAGACUGAAUUGGAAAACUGUUUUGGAAAGAACCCAAUAGAAUCCAACGAUUUGUCGCGCAUUGUGAACUCUAACCACUUUGCUCGCUUGUUAAAGUUCUUGGACGACGAUAAGGUUUCUGGCAAGAUUGUUUAUGGAGGUGAAAAGGAUGAAAGCAAAUUGAGGAUUGCUCCAACUAUUUUAUUAGACGUUCCACAAGAUUCUCUGAUAAUGAGUGAGGAAAUCUUUGGUCCAUUGCUUCCGAUAGUCACGGUAAGAAUAAAAGCACACAAAAAAGAACUCAUUUUAUGUCAUUUAGUUCAAAUUUCA